Molecule: messenger RNA, 828 nt
Organism: Knipowitschia caucasica
Lineage: Eukaryota; Metazoa; Chordata; Actinopteri; Gobiiformes; Gobiidae
Source: the annotation of a GenBank genome assembly
AUGGACACGGCUGGUUUCCUGGUGCUGCUGCUGAGUUCCUCUUUUCUCUUUGAGGGGAAUUGUUUGGAUGAUUCUGGACAAAAGUCUGAGUCUUCUGAGCUCUCUACGUUUGACAUUGAGUCAGUGCUGAGACAGAUGAGCGCUGCACUGUCUGCACAGCAGGUGGAGAUCAGACAUCUGCAGGAGGGGAUCAGACAUCUGCAGGAGGGGAUCAGACAUCUGCAGCAGGAGAACAAAGUGGAGAUCAGACAUCUGCAGCAGGAGAACAAGGCCACGAGGACAGAAGUGGACUCGCUCCAAACAGAAGUGGACUCCCUCCAAAACAACGACAAAGCUCAAGAGGCUGCACUGGAGCGUCUGCAGACCAGCUCCUCUGUCACUGAACACAAAGUGGAAGCUCUGACUCACGACAAAACAGUGAGGCAGGUGGCCUUCUCUACAGCUCUGGUAGAGUCUGUAUCUCAGUACUUUGGUCCUAGUGUUGAGACUACACUGGUCUACAAACAUGUGAUCACCAACACUGGGAACGCCUACAACCCACACACAGGGAUCUUCACAGCCCCAGUCAGAGGAGUGUACCACUUCCAAGUUCAUAUGUUAGAAUCCAUUGGAGGUUACACAGGGUUCGUUUCUCUGGUGAAGAAUGGAUCUAAGAUGGUUGCAGCCCGUGAGGACCAGUCAUCAGGGAACGGCUCCUCGUCCACCUCCAUGUCUGUGCUGCUGGAGGCGGGAGACGUGGUUUAUGUGGUUCUCUGGAGCAACGCUCGUAUUUUCGACGACAAGAAUCACUACAACACGUUCAGUGGUCACCUGCUGUUCACCGUCUGA